This is a messenger RNA of Caenorhabditis auriculariae, 1319 nucleotides long. The record is from the annotation of a GenBank genome assembly. NCBI's taxonomy places the organism in Eukaryota, Metazoa, Nematoda, Chromadorea, Rhabditida, Rhabditidae.
AUGACCGAAAACGCGCAAUCGAAGGGAUCGCCGUUUUUUUCGCUUUUCCAUAGAAAGAAAAAAGUUAAUGGAGCUGUAUCCAGCGACAACCUCAAAAGCGCGUCAAGCAGUCCAGUGAAAAAAGAGGUUUGAAUUUUUUUGACUUUUUUACGCUGUCGAUGUUCAAAUUUUGAAAAAGGCUUAGUGAAAAAGGUUAGGGUUUUUAAAGGUUUUAACUUCAGAACUGAUUUCUCAGAUUUGGAUUUUUGUUUCGAGUAGAUAUGACGUUUCUUUUAGCAAUCUUUCAAGUUAUUCUGAAAAAAUCAAAUUUCAAAAUUUCAAAGCAUGCUUUGACCAAUCUCAAGAAGCCCUGAACUUUCAAGAAGAAUAACCUUUCGGGCGAAAAUUUAUUUUCUCACUUUCUCCUACCGAGUUCUUUCAGGAUAAAUACCUCAACAACAAAGAAAACAAGAAGAACGAGCUCAGCCACACAUUGCCAAUCAUCGACGCGAAGAGAUCAAGCAAAAAAUCGAGCAAAGGACGCAAAGACCUCGGGAAGGUACGAAAAACGGAUCAAUUGGAUAAUGUUUCGAACUCUUUCUUACAGUCCGUGUCUAUGGAUGUUCUGCUCGAAGGAGAUGCUGCAGUCCUUGUGGAAGCUCUUGAAGCAAUCGGAGAUGAGAAGCCGAUCGUUGCUCGGAGCAUCCCGAAACACGCGAAAAUCGUCAAGAAAGAAGACAACAGCUUGAAAAACUGUCUGUUUGAACAAGAGGUUUCAUUUCCUUUGAAUUCAGAAGGUAGGAUUUUAUUCAGGUCUACGAUACGAUGCUGUCAGAUUCGCUGCGAGUUUGCGAAAUGCUGCAGUCUCACCUCGACGACUGUAUGGUUUCUGUUCGCGCCAAGAGCCCGGAUCCUUGUACUACUCAUUCGAUCGUAGGUGUUAUUCUUCUUCUUUUUUUUCUUCUUAAGCCCUGAGCGGCGUCGGCGCCCCGAGUCGAUUAGCCGAGGUCCUAUCCUGAAAAGUGAUAAUCAGGGGACUGGCUCUAGAGACAUACUCGCUCUUGUCUGUGACGACUGGGGAUUUUUCCCACAAUCAACAUUUUUUAAACCCUUUGGUUGGGUCGAGGCGGAGAUCGAACUUGUGACCCUGUGGACCGUAGACAGGCACACAACCUGUUGCGCCACUGCCACAAUUAUUCUUAGGGAUCAUUGAUUUAUUCUUCUAAAAAUCCAGCUAUUUUUAUGAUUCUCAGGAUGGCAGAGACUCCGGCCGAGGCGCAUCUUCUCCGUCUUCAACAAUGUCCACAAGCCCCACCGUCAAGCGUUCAGUUAAACCCUAA